This is a messenger RNA of Sceloporus undulatus (fence lizard), 2253 nucleotides long. RefSeq names its product collagen alpha-1(I) chain-like. NCBI's taxonomy places the organism in Eukaryota, Metazoa, Chordata, Lepidosauria, Squamata, Phrynosomatidae. The coding region runs from base 1 to 2253 and encodes 750 amino acids. The record is from RefSeq and is a predicted model, not a curated record. The transcript is spliced from 3 exons.
AUGGAGCGUCUCUCGCUGGGCUUGGAGAUUUACACGGGAGCGGGUGGAGGGGGGGCAGAACAGGCGCGCGCGGCGGGAGGCACCACCCCCCCAACGCAAACCGACCGGCCAGGCAACCCCGAAACGGAAAACGAACCAAGCCGCACACGAACGCGGACAGCCCCCCAAGCCGCACCCCAAGGGGCCCCCAGGCCCCACAGGGGCGGCGACCCCCAAGACCACCGGCCCACCAACGGGACCCCCCACAAGCCGCGGCAACCCACCCCCCACCCACCGGGCACCCCCAAAGGGGAGGGCCAGGGCCCCGGCAGCCACACCCCGGGCAGAAAAACCCCCAAACCCCCCAAGCGCCCGCCCCCGGCCCCCCAAACAACCCCAAAGCGCCCCAGCAGCCCCCCGGAGGGAACGGGCAAAGGCACCCCCCCAAAGACCCCGCCCGCCCCCAAGCGGGGCCAGACCCGGGAAGAACAAGAGCCGGCGGGGGGGGCCAGAGCCCCUAGCCCAGCCAGCCAGCGACCCCACCCCGGACCGGGACCCGCACCCAGCCCCACGGCAGCGGGGUCGGGGGUGGGGGGGCCCCCAGACCGCCGCCCCCCACCCCGGGGACCCCCCCCCCCAAAAGCCCCGAGAACCCAAGCGAACCCCCAAGGGGACAACAGAAAGCCACCCCGAAGCAGCCGCACGGCAAACCCACGGCCCCGCACGGAACGCGCCGGACCCCCCAACCCCCCACAGCGGCCCACCGCGACAACGGCACCCCCCAAGCCGCCCCCGGGCCCGGCACGGCCGCCGGGGCACGCCCCCAGGCCGCCCCCGGCCGGCCCGCCCAACCCAAGGCAGGGCGGGGCGCGGCCGACCCGGCAGAAGGCGGCUGCCGAGCCCCCCCCGGGAACCCGCGGGCGCCCCCAAGGCCGGGGACGUCCGCGCCGGGGCCCCAGCCGCCGGGCGGGCCGGGCCGAUGCCGGCCGGCCGGCCGGGCCCGCCCGGGCCGGCCCGGCCGGGGGCCGGCCAGGCCGGCCGGCCGGGCCAGGCCCCGGACGGCCCGGGCCGGGGCCGCCGGGCCGGCCCAGAGGCCAGGCCCGCCGAGGCCGAGGACGCAACAACCCAAAAACCCGAGCGCGACGCGAAGCGCGGGCCCAGACGGGGACAGCGCCGCAAGCCGAGGCGGGCAAGCGAGAGGAGGGACCGGCGGCGGCCCAGACGAGACCACAGGGGCCACCGGGGCAGAGCAGCGCGCCGCCGCCAGGGGCCGCGGGCGCGCAAAGAGGAGGGCCGCAGGGGGGCCCAAAAGAAGAGAAAAAGACAGGGGGAAAAGGCGGCGGCCGCAGGGGGGGGACCCGGCGGGGGAGGAGGCGAGGCCAGCACGCGGCGGCGGCGCCACAGCGGGACGCCAACGGCGCGGCGCCAAGAGCCGGGAAGCGAGGGGGGGAGAGGAGAGGGGGCGCCGGGAAGGCAGGGGCCCAAACGGGAAGCGCCAGGGGGGGGGGACGGCCCGACCACAAGGCAAGGGAACAGGGGGGGGCAAAGGACCAAAGCGGAAGCGGAGGGCCAAAAAAGCGGGGGAGGAACAACGGGGGGAAGCACGGCGGAACCGGACGGAAAACGGGAGCAAACUGCCAGGGCAACAGAGCCCAGGACCCCGGGGACGGCCAGGACCCAGGCGAGGGGGGGGGGAGGGGAGGGGGGGGGCGGGGCCCCAAACGCCGACAAAGAAGGGCAAAAGGCACAAAAAGAGGAAGCCCAGAUGCCAUAGCAACGGAGCCCGCAGGAAAGACAGGCAAAGGGGAGAGGGCGGCAGGCGGAGGCAGCCAAGCCAGAAAGCCGGGACCAGCGCGGGAGCAAACAGCAGAGGUGAACGGUGCAACCGCCGCCGGCCCAGCAAGGGGCCAGAGUCACCCCAACCGGGGCCAGGCAAGCGGGGAGAGGCAGCAGGUGGGGGCCAACACGAACGGGAGAAAGUGGCGGGUGGUCAACCCCAACACCCGUGGGGGCACAGGUAGCUUGGGGACGGGCCUUCCCCCGCGCAGGGCUGUGUGGAGAAACGCACGGCCGGCUGUGAUCGACCAGAGUCGGCCUGGCGCCUCCUGGAGCAACUGGGGGAGCAGAUGGCGCCCUGGGUGCCCUGAGCCGCCAGCAUCAGCGGCGGCCUGGGCCCGGUCGGGGGGCCAGAAAGGAAGAAGAAAACGGCCUUUAAAACACAUGAAACGUUGGAACAUAGAGCCCCAGAUCAGUGGGUCCGCUCCGCCCAAUUGA